Esox lucius (northern pike) is the source of this 757-nucleotide messenger RNA. Its product is annotated as C-X-C motif chemokine 10-like. The record is from RefSeq and is marked provisional. NCBI's taxonomy places the organism in Eukaryota, Metazoa, Chordata, Actinopteri, Esociformes, Esocidae. Gene Ontology annotation, cellular component: extracellular region. Gene Ontology annotation, biological process: chemokine-mediated signaling pathway; neutrophil chemotaxis; inflammatory response. Gene Ontology annotation, molecular function: chemokine activity; CXCR chemokine receptor binding.
AACAAUCACUUGACCAGGCUGUCCAUCCCGACUCUUGAAGAAACUGAGGAAGCAGCAUCCAUGGCCAAUGCAAUGACAUCCACGGCCCUCCUCGUCUUCCUGGCCUGUCUGUUCCUGGUCAAUGUCGAAGGUCAGGUGGGUCAUACUAAAGCUCGGUGCCUGUGUCUGAAUGGAGUGGUGAAUCAAAUUAAACCUGUUCUCAUUCAAAAGAUUGUUGUGCACAAAUCCACCAUCUCCUGCCCGCACAUGGAGAUCAUUGUCACCUUGAAGAAUGGAGCCAGGGAGAAGUGUCUGAAUCCUGAAUCUGGAAUGGGCAAGAAAGCUGUAAACAAAUGGUUGGAAAACCAAAGUGUGCAAUAAAACUGGGGAUAUAAAACUCCCACUGAGACUUUUUCCUGAGGAAAAAAACUGAAGGUACUGCACUGAAGAUUGCCAGCGUCUACUGUGUUUACAUUCUGGGAUGGCACUGAGAAGUCGUUUUUUUUUUUUUACAGACACAUUUUGUAAAUCUGUUAAUAUACCUACACUAACUUAUCUCUAGCAGUAUUUAACAUUUCUAGAAUAAUGAAUGAUGCUUGUUUAUUUUCACAGUUGUUUGUGGUAAAUUUAUGCAAAUGUCAAAUGUAAAACACAUGUAAAGAUGUACACUAUACAUUUCACGAAUCAUCGGGUAUCAUAAUUAGUCAAUGGAACAAAUGUAAAUACUGUAUCUUUUAUUAUUGUUUGUUUUCUAUAAAAUAAAGAAACAUUAUUCCUC